Messenger RNA from Punica granatum (pomegranate), 1362 nucleotides. The record is from RefSeq and is a predicted model, not a curated record. Lineage: Eukaryota; Viridiplantae; Streptophyta; Magnoliopsida; Myrtales; Lythraceae.
UGCCUUCUUGGCCAUACGAACCCUACAUCGCAUGCAAAUACACAUUCCCUCUCCCUCUCUCCUCACGAAACAUUUAAGACAUAAACCCAACAAUUCAAGCAUGGGAAGAGCCCCUUGCUGCGAUAAAGACGGCCUCAAGAAGGGGCCGUGGACACCCGAGGAAGAUCAGAAGCUGAUCAAUUACAUUCAGAAGCACGGCAACGGAAACUGGAGAAUCCUCCCCAAAAAUGCUGGGUUGCAAAGGUGUGGAAAGAGCUGUCGACUUAGGUGGACUAACUACCUGCGGCCCGAUAUUAAGAGAGGGAGGUUCUCCUUUGACGAGGAGGAGGCAAUCAUUCAACUCCACAGUAUAUUGGGCAACAAAUGGUCUGCAAUUGCGUCUCGCUUGCCUGGAAGAACCGACAACGAAAUAAAGAAUUACUGGAACACCCACAUCAGAAAGCAGCUUCUCCGCAUGGGAAUCGACCCCGUGACUCAUUCUCCUCGGCUGGAUCUUCUCGACCUUUCCUCGAUCCUCAACUCUACUCUCUACAAUUCUUCUCAUCACAUGGUGAACGAUAUCUCAACUUUCCUACAAGUCGAUCCUUCGACAAACCCAGAAAUUUUAAAGCUUGCCACUUCCCUUGGGCUAUCCCAAAGUGAAAACCAAAAGUGCCCUUUUCAACAAAGCCAAAUCUCAAAUUGUCAAUUGCAAGAAUCAUACCAUCCCACUGACUACGUUCAAGAAAAUCUACUUGCUCAUAGCGCUGUUCCAUCUACAAACGAGCCAAAUCUAAGGGAACCCAUAUCGAGGCAAUACCAACCCGAUUUCAGUGGCUUGUUUCCAAUUUCAAGUGACAACUACAUCUACAGCUCGGAGCAGCCUGGCUUCAAUCCACCUUCGGAAAAUCUGCAGGACUUUAACUUAUCCAGUAAUAACAAUAACGAUUAUCAAAAUUUUAGCUAUGGUGCCUCGGUUUACUCCACUCCAUCGUCAAGCCCUACACCGUUGAAUUCCAAUUCCGCAUACAUCAACAGUGGCACUGAAGAUGAGAGGGAAAUUAGCUAUUGUAGCAAAUAUGAUUUGAUGAGAUAUGAAAUCCCGGAAAUCUUGGAUGUGAACGAACUCUUGUAAUUGUCCAAAUCGUAGCACUUUGAGAGGUUGGCCAAAUUUUCUGGGUCUAGGAUUUGAUACUGAUACGUGCAAUGACAUUUUAUUUUUCUCCUAUUUUCUUUCCUUUUUUUUGUGGUGGAUCUUUUAUUUCUUUUUUUUAGUCUGUUUCUUGCACAGUCAAAUGAUCAUUAGCUUACCCUUAUGAGGAAGCAAAAUCUUCCCGACCUUUGUUUUUAUAAUUGGAUAUUUCCAUUAAUGUUGACUUGUUA